Messenger RNA from Coregonus sp. 'balchen', 2068 nucleotides. NCBI's taxonomy places the organism in Eukaryota, Metazoa, Chordata, Actinopteri, Salmoniformes, Salmonidae. The record is from the annotation of a GenBank genome assembly.
AAAUACCAAACAGUGGUGAUAAGCAAUGAGGAUAAGAAAGGGUUCUUGUCACAAGCUAAGAGGUUCCUUUCAGAAGACAGCCAGGUAGAUAUGUCAAUCAGUUAAUCAGUCCUCCAGCUAAUCAAUAAAUCAACCAACACAUUAAUUGUCCAAUUAUGAUAUGAUUUUGAAAUGUGAUUUCAGAAUGAAAACCCAGGGCCAGGCACAUAUAUGUCUCACAGGCCUGCUGAAAUCAGCAGCCCCUCCUUCUCAAAGAAAGGUACAGGAGGCUUUGCAUCCCAGGUCAGACAUGUUAAUGGUACCCUACUCACAACCUCAAUCUCUUUGUUGACAUCAGUGGAAUCAUCAUGUAAUUUUAAUAAAAUGUAUUCUCAAACUUUACCGAUAAUAGGGAUCAAAUCUAGUGUCCUUAGGAUCUCAGAGACCAAGUGAAGCUUAUGUUAUAGGUAGGCCUAUACUCUCUUAAAACCCGGUCAGCUGCCAUACUUACAACACUUACCUAGGGCAUCUUCUCUUUUCCACUAGGCUGUCAGAGUUCCCCGUAACCCUCAGAGAGGUAUCCCAGGACCCAAUGCCUAUAACCUGCAGUCCUCUCUGAUCCACAAACACAGCUUCGGCAGGGGAGGCUCCAGAACUUUCCGACUGCCAGUGGCUGUACAACUUGAUGGCCCUAAGAACAAGACUCCAGCCCCUAAUCAAUAUCAUGUAAGUGCAGUAUUCAAGGUUAUUCACAACCUAGGUUAUAUGAGAAGAGGGAAGCCAUGUUUUAGAUCCAUAUUUGAAUGUUGAUAUGAAACACUGUACGUUUAUUUCCUGUAUACAAUAGGCUUACAUGUUUGUGUACUGAACAUUUUACUCUAAACAUGUUGUUAUGAAUGUAGUGUUUUUGUUUAAAGACUUGCCUUUAUUCUUGGUGCUCUAGGUGUCCUUAGGUGGGGUAAAGCCAAACACAGUGUCCGCUCAAUCAGUAUUUCUGUCAACAACUGGACGGAGUUCUGUGUGCUCAAACACUCUAAAAGGACCAUCCCCAUGUAAGUAUUAUACUUUUUAUUAAAGCAGUAUAUUUUUGCUCAUUGGGAAUAUCAUUUUUAAUCAACACUGCAUUACAUAAACUCCUCUACAGGAUUUUUAAUAUGAUCCUGUUUAUCUUUGCUUGUUCAAGGUCACUACAAAGUCAAUGAUGCCAUAACUCAGAAAUGCCCCAAGGUUCCCCUCUCCUGCUUCAAGUCCAACUCUGUGAGGAUCCAGUCCCCUGUGAAUAACCAUGUCCCAGGCCCAGGCACCUAUAGUCCCUACCAGGCCCCAGAGCCAGUCAGGAGGACCAUCCUACCGUGAGUAAAAGCACAGGGGGGGGGGGGGGGGGACCUGAUUCUAGAUCAGCACUCCUACUGGGAGACGCUUUAUCAAUACGGAUCCAGGAGUAGCAGGGUAAUCGUUUCUCUGAUAACAUCUCUCUGGUCUUAAACUGCUCUCCCAUGCCCUUUAACCCUUGUCCAAGGAGGAGACAUUACCUGGGAAUAUCAGCUCCCCCUCUGAUUCUUCUGAAGAACCCUCCCCUGCCUGGCCCUGGGCAGUAUGAUGUAGUGAACUAUGGAGACCCGCCCAAGCACUUCAUGUCUAGUUCCAUGUUUGUUUCUGGGACAAGCCGUUGGACCCAGGAUGUGCGCGGCCAAGGAGUGCCAGGGCCAGGUGCUGUAUUAAUGACCCUCCUUGUCACACGAAUGGUUAUAACGGCCAUUUUUUGUUUUCUGUUAUACUAUAUUGCUUUUUACUAUUAUUAUUGUUAUUCUUAUGAAAAGGCAUUUAUGUUUAACUUUCAUUUCACUGAAGAGGAUAUUGAUUGAACUUAAUGUCCCUUUUUGUUUCUAGGUUACUAUGAACCAGAUACGUCAUCAAAGCGGUCUUUCUUAUACAAUUACUCCAAAUGGAUUCCAGCAUGAAGCACUUGAGGCAACUCACAUUGCUUUUGUGUGGAUGUUUUUGCACGUUUUCACACCACACUGUGCAUAUAUUUACUAGUGUACUUCAUGUGAAAUUGUAUCGUGGUUGAGUGGCUUGGGGUGGGAGU